Trichoplusia ni (cabbage looper) is the source of this 1617-nucleotide messenger RNA. Its product is annotated as beta-1,3-galactosyltransferase 5-like. The record is from RefSeq and is a predicted model, not a curated record. The transcript is spliced from 3 exons. Gene Ontology annotation, molecular function: hexosyltransferase activity. Bases 223 to 1236 code for a protein of 337 amino acids. Gene Ontology annotation, cellular component: membrane. Lineage: Eukaryota; Metazoa; Arthropoda; Insecta; Lepidoptera; Noctuidae.
CAAACGUCGAGUUGACAUUAAGUUAACACUAAAACACUUCUAUAAUUUAUAUUUAUUUCGGCAAUUGUCGCUUUUUUGUUUCUUGUACUGGCUCUUGUUAUUGAUAAUGGACUCGCUGUAAUAUUGCCACGAAAGUAAAACUUUUAACCAGUGUAAUGUGUUUUUAAUAUAGAACGAAAUCGUGUUAUAAUUCGUACCAAAUUCUGUUUACAAACUAUUGCUAUGACAGAGGGACAGCGUAGUGAAAAACUUGAAAUGAUAACUCUUCACAAGAUAUUAUUUUCUAUUUGUGCCUUUUCCUUCAUUUAUAAGUAUUAUACUAUAACAACGCCUAACAUAGUACAAAUAAAAGACCCACAGUUCAGUGUGCUGGGGCCAUACAACAGAACUCAAUGCGCAGUUGAUGAUAAAUACGAUCAAUUGAUAAAUUUAAACAAAUUUUCGUUUAAAAUUAAUCCACAACCAUGCGGAGAUUACCCUGCUGGUCUAUUGCUUAUGAUUAUUAUAUCUUCAAACCCAAAUAACGUCGAGAACCGAAUGAUAAUACGCAGUACUUGGGGACGAAAUGUUGAUUCAACAAGAGUCGUGUUUUUGAUGGGCGAGUCAGAAAAUUUGACUCUCUCUAACCAAAUCAAGAAUGAGAGUAUGAAAUUUGGGGAUAUAGUUCAAGGAAACUUCAUAGAUGUGUACAGAAACAUGACCUACAAACAUGUAAUGGGUUUAAAAUGGAUUGUGCAUCAUUGUUCGAAGGCUAAGUAUAUUUUGAAGACUGAUGACGAUGUUGUGGUGAAUUCCCGGCAUAUGAGACACUUCUUGACUAGAGAGUUGUCUCCAUGGGGGGCUAGAGACCUGAUAACAUGCCAAGUUCUAGAACAUGCUAAAGUACAGAGGUCGCAAAAAUCUAAAUGGAUGGUAACUUGUGAUGAAUAUGCUGCUCAUUAUUAUCCAACAUAUUGUGCAGGUUGGGCCAUUUUAUACUCACAGGAUGUAGUACCACGGUUACUGAAAGCUGCUCAAUCAACACCAUAUUUCUGGAUUGAUGAUGUUCACAUAACUGGAGUGAUUGCUCAAAAGAUCGGCAUACCUCGAACCUCACUAUCCAGCCUAAUAUUAAGUCAAGGUAAAGUUAACAUGUUGAAAGUGUUGGGCCCGGAGUAUGUUGGACCAUUCGUACUGGGACCACCAGAUUUGACUUCGGACAGAAUCAUGGAAAUAUGGAAAGCUAUUCCAGAAUAAUUCUAGGUUCCCAUACACACUUUGAUGUAUGAACCUUAACUUAUUAACAAUGUAUUUUAAAUUAUUGGUGUCAUAUUUUAUUACUAUAGCACUAUGCAUUUUGUGUAGUUUUAAAAAGACAAACAAUAUAGAGUGAUUUAUUUUAUAAGUUUUGUAUUAACCUAUUUUAGGUGUUAUAAUGAUAGACUGCAAAGCAGUGGAAGCGUUAUAAGUAAGCCUUAUAUUGCAUUUACUUAAUUUAUGAUGUCACUUUCAGUAUUUUAAGUCGACUAAAUAUUAAAACAAUAUUUAAAAGUCAUUGUUGUAUAUAUGGUGUGUAUUUUAUAGUACAAUUAAUAAUGAAUAGGAACUGGUUUUUUUUUAAUCGAAUUAAGUAUUUAU